CCAUUCGUCUACGCAGAAGGCGAAGUUCAGUUUUCCAUGGAAGCUGAAAGCAGCAGCAGCAACAGUAAUUCUGACGCCUCCGAAUUCGAAAAGAAGCAGCGAUGGAGAGCGGAAGACGCAAUAGCUGGGAAUCUAUCUGCAUUGGAAGCUCUCAGAGAGCUCAUUGUGUUUCCUUUGCUCUACUCUCGUGAAGCCCGAAAGCUGGGCCUUAAGUGGCCGACGGGGCUGCUUCUGUACGGUCCUCCUGGAACUGGAAAGACGAGUCUUGUUCGUGCAGUGAUUCAGGAAUCUGGUGCCCAUCUGGUUGUAAUUAGUCCAUAUUCUGUUCGCAGACCACAUGCCGGGGAAAGUGAGAGGAUUCUGAGAGAGGCUUUUGCAGAUGCAUCCUCACAUUUGGGAGCAGGCAAGCAGUCAGUCGUGUUUAUAGACGAAAUCGAUGCGAUCUGCCCUCGUCGUGAUUCUGGGAGAGAGCAAGAUAUUCGUUUAAUCUCUCAACUCUGCACGCUAAUGGAUGCCAUCAAGCCCUCUUCUACCUCUUCAGGGCAUGUGGUCGUGGUUGCAUGCACUAACAGAGUUGAUGCAUUGGACCCUGCACUCAGAAGAUAUGAACGUUUCAAUAGUGAAGUAGAAGUUACGGCUCCUACAGGAGAGGAACGCUUAGAAAUCCUCAAGCUCUACACAAGGAAGCUAGUUUUGGAUGAUGACGUUGAUUUGCAAGCUGUUGCUGCUUCUUGUAAUGGAUUCGUUGGGGCUGACUUGGAAGCAUUGUGCCGUGAAGCUGCCAUGUCAGCUAUUAAGUCGGCCAAAGCAAGUGGAGAUGGUGGGGUUCUUUGCUUAACGGCAGAAGACUGGCGAAAAGCGAGGUCCAUUGUUGGUCCUAGCUUAACAAGAGGUGUGACAGUCGAAGUUCCAGAUGUGUCCUGGGAUGAUAUUGGUGGACUAAAGGAUUUGAAGAAAAGACUUAAGCAAGCUGUUGAGUGGCCGAUCAAGCACCAGUCUGCACUUAGAAGAAUGGGAAUCUCUCCCAUACGUGGGAUUCUUUUGCAUGGACCUCCUGGUGUUUCCAAAACCACUAUUUCUAAAGCUGUAGCUAAUGCUGCUCAAGCUUCUUUUUUCUCCUUGACUUCUGCAGAUUGUUUUAACAAGUAUGUUGGAGAGGGUGAAGCAUUGUUGCGCAACACAUUCCAAAGAGCUCGUGUGGCAGCUCCCAGCAUAAUCUUCUUCGAUGAAAUCGACGUUCUGGCUGGUAAACGAGGUGACAGUUCAAGCAACUCAUCCGCUGCAGGGGAGAGGCUUCUAUCGACCCUACUGACUGAAAUGGACGGUCUGCAAGAAAUAAAAGGCGUCCUUGUAUUGGCGGCUACCAAUCGUCCACAUGCAAUAGAUGCUGCACUGAUGCGCCCUGGACGCUUUGAUCUGGUCUUGUAUGUACCACCAUCUGAUAAGGAGGGUCGACUCGAGAUCCUCAACGUUCUUACACGAAACAUCAGCCUCGACGAUGAUGUCGACCUCAAAAACAUAGCAGAGAACACCGAGCUCUUCACGGGUGCUGAACUAGAGGGUCUAUGUCGAGAAGCUGGGAUGGUAGCUCUUCGCGAAGAUAUAUCCGCUGCUGUUGUCUGCAAUCGUCACUUUCAGAAGGCGUUGAGUUCCUUAGCACCAGCUCUCACAAAAGCUGAGGCAGAGGAGUAUUCGUCCUUCCUGAAGAUUCAGCAGCGUGUACCCUUUUAGCCUCUUUUGUCCGAGAUAAAACAUUGGUACGAAGAUUAGGUUAGCGUAAUUUAUGGCAUUGGUUUGUGUUCAUGAAUCUCAGGUGACGGGAAUUCCUCUUUGCUCUUUCUAUUUUCCAUACCAAACCUAUAGAACAGUUUUACAGAAUACAACAACAGGGGAAACGUGCACCAUAACCAUUUUCACAACUCUACAGUCUCGUUGUUUUUUAUCGACAAAGCUACUGAUCGAUGAUGGCGAAACAGCAAUGGCGGUGGUCAGGCCAAUCGCGCCAAGGACGACAUGCAGCCCAUCCCCAAGAGGAGAGAAACGUUAGCUCCAAGCUGCAACCGCAGGUUCCCCUGCAGCUUGGGGUUCAUGAAAUCCUGUGCCAGCAAAUCCACUAGUGCCAUGUAUAUCAAUAUCCCGGCGGAAGCCGAGUUCAAGAUCCCGCUGACCAGAAGCGCGGCCUGGCUGUCCUCGCUGUAUCCUCUCGAUAUGCAGAUUCCCACCACUAUCCCAAUCGGAGUCGUCAACGAGAAGAAGAGCAUCAUUGUUGCCGCCACUCGGAACUUGAACUUUGCCUGUGAGAUGCAUCCACCGAGGCCGAGCCCUUCAAAGAAUUGGUGGAAAGUGAGUGCGGCCACCAGUGGCUUGAUCGUCCUCGUGCUCCCUGACGCGCCUAACGAUACUCCGAUUAUAACCGAGUGAACCACUAUCCCGAUCUCCAGAACCUGCAUUGCCCAAAACGUCGUCGUCGUGACGGAAAUAGAGUUGCGAUUUGGAUGGGGUUGGGUGAUAAUUUUAGCUGCUCGGUUAGAUCUCGGGCACCGAUCAUUUAUCGGUUAGUAACUGAAACAAAGACCAAAGUCUUUUUUUGUCGGUUUUCGGUUAGUUGAAGAACCAAUAGGUUCGUCCGGUCCGGUUGAUCGAGUAGCAGAUAACCGAAUAUCACUCUAACUGUGACGAAAAUGUAUUUAUCCUGAAAAAGAGUGCAAUUUUUUGUAUUUUCUAUUAAAGUUCGUUAUUGUGAUAGGUGGUGUGACAAUACCGAAGACUACUGCCGAUGCGCUAGAUUUUGCAAGUGGGAUCCGCUUUUAUGUGCUUAGAAUCGUUUUGAAAAGGGAACCAAUUCUAAAAAAAAAACAGUGUUUUUGCUUUAAAUCAAGAAAAAAGACAAUUUUAACAGUGCAUAGAAGUCAAAGCUUUUUGGAAAUACGUACAUAUAUAGACAUUUGAUAUUCCUAAUCAAAAUCAGCCGCCCAAAAUAAUUCAAUAGAACAACAAUAAUAUCGCAUGGGAAUCUUGAUGCAUGUUCAUGGGGUUAAUAAUACCCUUUUGUUUUUAUUCCUUAUACUGCUCGAAUUUGACCAAUUGAUUGGAUUCAGAUUUCAGAGUGGCCCAAACACGACCAAAUAAUUCGGUAUCCUUUACCCCUACAAUUGUAAUCUUGUUCCAAAAUAGCAUUGGAUUAAAAAAAAAUACUAACAGACCGUUUGGUACCAGUACCAAAUAAAACGAGAAUUCAUUUUAUUGUAAAAUGAAUUACAAAGUAAAAUUUAUUUUCAAAUGAAAUCUUGUGUUUGGUAUGUCAUAUUCAAAUCUUUAGAAAUAAAAUGAAUAGCCAUGUUGAAUUCAUUGUCAAA
Molecule: messenger RNA, 3356 nt
Organism: Linum tenue
Lineage: Eukaryota; Viridiplantae; Streptophyta; Magnoliopsida; Malpighiales; Linaceae
Source: the annotation of a GenBank genome assembly